GUUUGACGGAGAGCAGGUGGAGGGACGGGUAUGGAGGGUAUAGGCAAACAGUGAUGAUAAACCUAGCUUGGGUCGACCAAGGGAGCAGGAUCGUGAACAACUUCGUUAUACAUGUUAAAAUUAACUUAGAAAUUGACAAACAUGUUCUGUGAAAAGAUUGGGCUCGUCCGGGAUUUGAACCCGGGACCUCUCGCACCCAAAGCGAGAAUCAUACCCCUAGACCAACGAGCCACACUUUCCCACUGCUCUGUCCUGUCAUCAUGUGAGCCAGAGCUUCAGGAGCUGAUGAGGCAGAUUGAUAUUAUGAUCAACCAUCAGAAGAGGGAGUGGGAGGCUGAGAUGCAGGCCAUGGAGCUCAGGCUGAAAAGUGGGGAAGAGGAACUGUUGACUUCCAGGAAUCUCAUUGAACGGAGGGACCUGGAGAUUGGAUUGCUUCACAAGCAGCUGGAAGAAGUCCAGCCUGGUCGGCAAGAGUUAGUUACCAAGUAUGAGCAGCAACUGCACAAAGUCCGGGAAGAGUUAGAUAAAUUAAAGAGAAGUUACCACAAGCUUCAGCGCAAACAGCUCAAGGAGAUCCCUGGAGGAGUGAAUACUAAAGACAUAGACCGUUCAGAGGUGACCCGACUCAAUGGGAAGAUUGAGGAAUAUCACCAGCGUUCUGUAGAGUGGGGGCAGCAACGCAGCCAAUACCAAAAACAACUGACAGCGCUGGAGGCCCAAAAUAAGAGCCUGACUGAUGAGCUCACACACAUGAAAACCCAGUGGGAAUUGUUGCAGAAGGAGAAGGAGCACAGGGAGUGCUGCUUAAAGGUGCAACAUCUGUGCACUCAGCUGGAGAAGGCUCAGGGCAGCCUGCACUCACAGGAGCUUGAACUGGAACGCCUCAGACCCCUCGAGAUGUGGUUGGGACAGUACCAGAGAGAGCAGCAGGUUAGCAGAAGGGUGCUUACGGAGGAAAGGCAGGAACUACACGCAACCCUGAACUCCCAGGAUACAUUUGUGCGGAGAGCCAGUCUCGAACGCCAAAGGCUUCGUAAUGAAGCUGCCAGACUUAACCAAGUACUGGAAGCUAAAGAUCAAGUCAUUCGCUCUCUGGAGGAGUGUCUGGUGGCUCAGGGUUGUGCUGGUGUGGAAACCCUCAGACAAGAUCUGGAGAAGACUGCAGCCAAACUUCACUGCGCCCAAGCAUGUGAGGUUCAUCUCAAGACAGAACUGGCAUGUCUCAAAGAGAGACUGGAGAGGGUGAGCCGACAGAGAGCUGACCAAUCAAAGAUGGAGGAACUGAGGAGCAUUAAAGCAGAAUACAAUUCCUCUGUUGUGGAAGUAAAAAAGGUCAGAAAGCGUCUCUGUCUGGUUAUGUUGCAGGAGCUUUGAGUUUUCAACGUGCAUACUCUAUUUGUGUAUUAACAUCUGUAUUGUGACUUCUCUGGGUUCAUUGUACAGCUCAGAGAGGAGCUCCAAAGGGCGAAGCAGACUCACAGCGGUGAGGUGGAGGGAAUGAGGAAGGAGGUGUCAAAGCUGACCACCGAGCUGCACCAACGUGACGUCACCAUCUCCACGCUGAGUGGCUCUUCAUCCAGCGUCAAACAGCAGCUCUGCAGUGAGGUGGAGCGAGCACAACAGAAGGCAGCUGAGCUUAAAAUGACUCAGGCCCAGCUGGAGACUCUACAAACUGAGAACCAGCAGCUGAAGGGUCUGCUGCAGAAGUUGGAGUCUCAGUCACCUAAGAGGGGGGAUUCAUCGCUUGCAUCCCUGAGGGAGAGUUAUGUGUCAUCUCUGAGCAGCCUGGAACAAGAAAAUCGGCAGCUAAGGCAGGCACUCGCUAUGAUGCACGGCCGACCUGAGAUCUCCAACUGGACCUGUCAGGACAAAUAUGAACAAGCUCUGCUCAGCCACGCCAUGACCGACCAACCACAGCCUGCUCCGGACAGCAGUGAAGAUAACAGACAUCAAAAACGCCAGGAGGAUGUGCAGGCAAUGAAAGCUGAGCAGCAGGAGAACGCCACUCGCUCCGAAGGGGAGAUUAAGAGACUCUUCAAACAGCUACACAACCUGUCUCAUUCCUCUGGGGAGCACUCCUCUAGCCAGGCCCAAGACAGCAGGUCUCAUUCAUCUGCAUCCUCCUGCUCCUCCUCCAGUAGCACAAGACUCACCAGGAGAAACUCAGUGCCAAACCUAAGCUCAAACGAAUCUCCUCCUGAGGGACAAAGCUCCAGCUCUGAAGACUCUCUGACCUUAGUGUCCAGAAAAAAAAUACCCUCUGCCUCUCCAAUGGAGUCUUUGUCAGUGUCACCCGCAGACGGCAUGGUCUCUCGUUUCCUGGAGGAAGAGAGCUUACGCUCCACAGAGCUGCUCCAGAGGUUGGACAUCCACAUCGAGGGUAUGAGGGAGAACAGCACCAAGACAGUGUCCAAGUACCUGCCAAGUGGCUCAGGGCCAGAGUCUGCCCAGACUGCAGUACAGACUGGUCAGUGAUUGAGUAAGGUGGAAUAAAUAUGACAGAAAGUGCCUUGAACAGCAGCGUCGAAGACUACGUUGUGGUACUUAAGUAGAUUGUACACGGUGGAGACAUUUGUGGGGCAUUUGGUGUGUGCCUCAGAAAUUCCAGUUACCUUUCAACUUGCUUAGUACUGUCAGGCCACAGCACUGAGCAUAAGCGCAAAUAAGCACUAGCCCACUCCUUCCCCACAGUGAAGGCCAAGUUACACAUAUGACAUAGUCUUACGUAGUUGAUUAGCUAGCGUGUUUUCACUAGAGGUACAUUUUUGUCCUGUCAUGUCAAGAUGAUCUUAAAGGGCAAGCGCUGACAAAGGCUGACUGAUUAAACGCUUUGCAUCACCUCACGCCUUUUGUUAGGAGAUGCAUUUGAACACACCGCAAAGACUGCAGCUGACAAGCUUUCUGUGCCUUCAUAAGGCCCGUCCGGGUCAGUAGUCCAAAAAACAAGACAAACAAACUAAACAGUGUCAUCAUAGGCUGGAUAAUGUGGUGAGAAUAAGUGUCUGCAUUGUUAGCUUUAGGGCUGCCACUCACAGUUAUUAUCAGAGAACAGUUAAAAUACAAUUUACAGCCCAAAGUGACAUCUUCAGAUAUAUUAUUUUGUCCAAGCAAUAGUCUAAAAACAAAAGACAUCCAGUUUGCUAUCAUUUAAGACAAGAGAAAGUUAACACACUGCCUUAACUGUUAGUGAUGGUGGUGGUCGGCAACUGAAACUCAAUAACAGCCAAUGGUUCUUUUUACUUUUCUAUCCAAGGUGUUUUAUGCUGUGUUUUCUGGCUGGGAAAACCCUGUAAAUCUGCUUAAUUUGGGGUCCGGAGGUGCUUUAUAUUUAAGCUAACAUUAACACUUUGUAAGUAGUAAUAAAUGCUGAUUGUCUCUGCAAUCAUAGCUUUUAUUGUCAGACCAACAGUGCUUUUAAUAGAUAGAAGUGGCCUUAAGAAACAGUUUCAGUCAUUGUGCAUUGUGCCCUGCAGCCUGUCAUAUUUGUGUGACCUCACAUAGCUGACUUUUGGUUGCUGAAUUCCACAUGAGUUACUUGUUGGAGUUCCUUUGCACUUUUCCUCGUAGGACGCUGCAUAUUCCAAUUUUUCAAGUUGCCUGGAAUGCAGCAUUGACACAAGCUUUAUAUUUACGUCCAUAGAAAAGAAUGUUGCUGUGAGCCAAAGACGUGUCUGUCCUCCCUGCAUGUCUGUCACAGCUGGGAGAAAUACCACAUAUGUACAUGUCUGUCCUGACAUUUCAGACAGUAGGGAGGGAGAGAAGGCAGCUUUUACUGCAGCUCUCCUCAUUUCCCCCAGUUACUAGUCUCCCAAACCCCUCACCAUCGCCACCUACCCACCCUGCAGAGGCCCUCGGGCUAGUCAAGUGCAGGAAUGUGUGCACCAUGCCAAUGCUGUCAUGAACCUUCCCCUGCGGCCUGCUUUGUCCUCAUCAUUAGAAAGCUGAUGGAAUGUUAAUAUCAACCAUGUGGGGCACUCAACCGCAGAAACACUGAAAGGCCAGAGGGGAAUAGUUCUAUUUUACUGCUCUCCUAAUGAAGGACGCACUGAUCGAAUGGAAAUAAAGUGGAAGAAAUUCAAGAAA
Dicentrarchus labrax (European seabass) is the source of this 4083-nucleotide messenger RNA. It is a transcript of the gene cep63, whose product is annotated as centrosomal protein 63. Gene Ontology annotation, cellular component: centriole. The record is from RefSeq and is a predicted model, not a curated record. Lineage: Eukaryota; Metazoa; Chordata; Actinopteri; Moronidae. The transcript is spliced from 13 exons. Gene Ontology annotation, biological process: de novo centriole assembly involved in multi-ciliated epithelial cell differentiation; centriole replication.